Molecule: messenger RNA, 1706 nt
Organism: Malania oleifera
Lineage: Eukaryota; Viridiplantae; Streptophyta; Magnoliopsida; Santalales; Ximeniaceae
Product: leucoanthocyanidin reductase-like
Exons: 5
Coding region: 278-1372 (364 amino acids)
Molecular function (GO): oxidoreductase activity
Source: RefSeq, a predicted model, not a curated record
AUAUAUACAUUAGUCAUAUGCAUAUUUCAACCCUCACAGCUGCCUUCCUAGCUCGAUCGUCUCUCUCUCUCUCUCUCUCUCUCUCUCUACGAAUUCAAAACGGUUCAUUUUCCCAAAGUAAGUAGGGAGCCAACCCUACAGUUACCCCCCAAACCCUUGAAGGCUUGAAUAGAAGAAAAUUAAGAAGCUAGCAAUUAGGAAGAAUAGGACAAUAAAGAAAAGGCAAUCGAUCGAGCGUCUUGGCUGGUACGUGCGUACUGUGAAAAAGUAAAGAAGCAUGACUGUACUGUCGUCAUCGCCUUGCAGUAAUGGAUCGUCUGCUGCGGGGAAGGGACGGGUCCUGAUCGCCGGAGCCACCGGUUUCAUCGGGCAGUUCGUGGCGGAGGCCAGUCUCAAUGCCGCACAACCCACCUUUCUCAUCCUCCGCCCACCCUCCGCCGUCGAUCGCCACACCUCCAAGUCCAACACGAUCAAAGCUCUCCAACACAAAGGCGCCAUCAUCAUCCAUGGAUCGAUAAAAGACCAAGAAUUCAUGGAGAAGGUGCUAAAAGAGAAUGAGAUAGAUACCGUGAUCGCAGCUGUGGGUGGUGAAAACAUACUGGACCAGCUUCCCCUUGUGCAUGCCAUUCGAGCUGUUGGUACCAUCAAGAGAUUUGUACCAUCGGAGUUUGGGCACGAUGUGGACAGAGCAGACCCAGUGGAGCCAGGGCUGACCAUGUACAAGGAGAAGCGCCGGGUCCGACGAUGCAUAGAGGAGUGUGGGGUGCCCUACACCUAUGUGUGCUGCAACUCCAUUGCUUCCUGGCCCUACUUCGACAACACCCACCCCUCCCACCUCCUCCCUCCCCUCGAUUGCUUCCAGAUUUAUGGUGAUGGCUGCAUCAAAGCAUACUUUGUUGCGGGGACUGAUAUUGGAAAAUUCACAAUGAAAGUGGUAGAUGACGUUCGAACACGGAAUAAAAUUGUUCAUUUUCGGCCAUCGUCCAACUUUCUUAACAUGAACGAGCUUGCGUCUUUAUGGGAAAAGAAAAUAAGGCGAACCCUCCCCAGAGUCACCAUCGAGGAAGAUGACUUGCUAGCUAUAGCUAAAGAGAAUCGGAUCCCGGAGAGCAUAGUGGCAUCAUUCACGCACGAAAUAUUCAUAAGAGGGUGCCAAAUUAAUUUUACAAUAGAUGGGGAGAGCGAGGUGGAGGUGACCUCUCUCUACCCUGAUGACCCCUUUCGCACAAUGGACGAGUGCUUUGAUGACUUCGCCUUUAAGAUCCCCGACUCUGCCGCUGCUGCCAACCCAGCUCCUCCUCUUUCUCCUCCGCCGCCCGCCGCAUUCAGGAACGCACCCCUCCAUGGCCAAGUCUGCUCCAACCUCAGAUGAACACUUUACAUUCCUAUUCAUGAUCAGAUGCCUAAGCUUCAACCAUAUUAUUUUACAUUUACCACAAAUAUUCUUCUCUAUAUUUUUUGCUUUUUAAAAAUGGGGUAGUCAACCAUUACCAUUAAUGGGUUCUGCAUGCGCUGCAGCUAUCUUCUUUAAUUGUUGAGUUAUUUUGAUUGGGAUGGGCUUUAAUUUGUGGAGUGCCUGGUGAAAAUAAGCAAAUUGUUGGGGAUUAAUUAAUAAAUACCCUAGAGCGAGAGAUCCCCAUUGUGAAAUGUUCUAUUGUAAGUGUUUAUUUGUCGGUGAUAGUGAAGCAUUAUAUUAUGGUGGCAAA